GUAUGUCGCACAAGCUCACACAAGCUUCUCAGGGUGCUUUGUAUUAUAAAUUGAAGACCCCAUCUUUGAGACAGAACCAGUGAUGGUCAAAUGCUCCCCAAUGAGCAAGAACUUGGAGACGGUGGGGUGGAAGAACUCAGUUUUAACAGGAAGAAACCUGCAGCAGGCUCAGGAAGGGGCAGCCGUCUGCUACACCGGUCAGUUGGUUGCUAAGUGGAGGAACGUAGAAAAAAAGAUGACACAGAGACACCAUGAACAGGAAACAACACAAACUAUGGGACAAUGUAGACAGAUGGUAAUGACAUGCAUUAGUGACGCAUGAAUGCGCGGGGAGUCGACAAAAGUGAGUGGAGAAUGGGACGUCCCCCAGCAGCCUGAGCCUAUAGCAGCAUAACUAAGGUUAUGGUGGUUAAGGGCCAACCCUAACUGUAAGGUUUAACCAAAAGGAAAGUUGUCAAGGUAGUCUGAUAGCACUGCAGCCAUUCCUGUUUGAAAACUCUUAUUUAACUUCCUACCUUCUCGUCAUGCAUGUAGUUUACCUACUUUUUGUGUUAUAUCUAUUAAAAUAACUGGGUAUCGGUGAACAUGUGUGCACUGUUUUUCUAAUCUUGGCUAAGGGAAGCAUGCAUGACUUGUAAAGUAGAAAAGUCUGUGGUUUUCAGGCUUGUGCUGACUAAUGGUGUCCACUUGAGAGUGGACACCCACAAUCUUGUGAGUCUUUGACUUUCAGCCUCUGUGGGUAAAUCUCUGUUUUCUGUGCCUGUAAACAACCAGCAUGGUAUCAAUAUAAAAACAAAACGCUCACAAAAAAAUGUUUUUGUCUUACCCAUACCCAGGAAGAGAGAAACUCUGAGCAGGGAGCAGUAUCAGAAAGUUCAUUGUCAUAACUGCUUCAUUUAUAUUUACAGCGUUAAAAGGCGUGAUGCUGCAGAAAGCACUUUAUGGACAAGCUGUUGUUUUAGCGUGCCUCAUAUAAAGAUAAAUCCAGGAUGGCUGUAACAGAUUCAGUUUCAGGUACACGUCUGUGGUUUGUAGUGUCUUUGACUGCAGACCUCACGCAGGCAUCGCCACACGCUGUCACAGUACAGGAAAUGAUGUCUCCUCCUACCAUAGGAGUGAGUCUUGCUGUUGAUGCAAGCACAUACUAGUACAGUUGGUAGGGUUGAACUGUUUUUUUUAUUUUGCCUGUUGCAGCAGUGCUUUGGCACACAGCCUUCGCCUUCAAUUGAUCCGCCUUAAAGUGAGGGUCAGAGGUCAAUCUGAGCCAUAGCAACAUGUCUGAAGCCACCAAGCCCCAACCUCAAGCUAAGGGGGAGAAGACCCCGAUCAGCGACACCAGCUAUGUGGGCAUCGAUGCCAUCCUGGAGCAAAUGAGGAGGAAGGCCAUGAAACAAGGCUUUGAGUUCAAUGUCAUGGUUGUGGGGCAAAGCGGCCUGGGAAAGUCCACUCUGAUGAACACGCUGUUCAAAUCCAAGGUGAGCCGUAAGUCUGUGCAGCCCAACGUGGAGGAGAGGAUCCCCAAGACAGUCGAGAUCAAGUCCGUCAGUCACGAUGUUGAAGAGAAAGGCGUUCGGAUGAAGCUAACAGUUAUUGACACUCCUGGCUUUGGGGAUCAAAUCAACAAUGAAAACUGCUGGCAACCCAUCAUGAAGUUCAUCAAUGACCAGUAUGAAUCCUACCUGCAAGAGGAAAUCAACAUUAACAGGAAGAAAAGGAUCCCAGACUCCAGGGUGCACUGCUGCAUAUACUUCAUACCUCCCACUGGCCACUGUCUUAGGCCUCUGGAUGUGGAGUUUAUGAGGCAUCUCAGUAAGGUGGUCAACAUCGUUCCUGUCAUUGCCAAGGCCGACACGCUCACCCUGGAGGAGAGGGACUCCUUUAAAAAGACGAUUAGGGAAGAGCUGCGAGCCAAUGGGAUCGAUGUUUAUCCUCAGAAAGAGUUUGAUGAGGAUGCAGAGGACAGGAUGAUCAAUGACAAAAUCAGGGAGAUGACCCCUUUUGCUGUGGUGGGCAGCGACCAGGAGUACCAGGUGAACGGAAAGAGGAUUCUGGGAAGGAAAACAAAGUGGGGCACCAUAGAGGUUGAGAACAUUGCACACUGUGAGUUUGCUUAUCUCCGAGAUCUCCUAAUCAGGACACACAUGCAGAACAUCAAAGACAUCACAUGCAGCAUCCACUAUGAGACGUAUCGUGUUCGCCGGUUAAAUGAAUCCAACAUCCUUUUCACCUCUAACCCGCCUGACCAUCCUGCUGUUCAGCCAAAGGCCAAUGGCCAGCCCGAGGAGCAGCCCGCCACCCCGCAGCCAAACGGAGUCGCUGCUCAGCACGAAGCCUUGUCCCACGAGAUGUAGAGGGUCUAAUGUGGAGCCAAAUUGCCAAUUUAUGAUAUCAGGACACAGCUUGGCACAAAGCGUACACUCUCUUGCAUAUAUUCUGUUUACAAAAACAAGCCCAGAUGUACACAAACACACACACACGCAUUCAUGCUGUGAAGAUCAUUUUUAUUACCAAGAAGGACUACCUAACUUCAUCUUUUAAUUUAUCAGGAAGUUACAAGAAACAGAGCGGAGAGUAAAUUCCGACAUUUUUCCAUCCAUGGAGCUGUUUUCUCAUCUUUUUACAUCAUUACAGUUGAAAGCAAAAUCACAUCCUCGCUGUGGGCCACAAUAUCAUACAGUGAUCUCUUUCUUUCUUACUUUCUUUUAGUUCGUUUUCCCGUCAUGAUAACUGUCAAGUCCAAUCUACAUUCAGGAUUGUUUACAGAAAUCCACAGAAGUCAUCCACACACACAGAUAAUCGAAAUUAUGGGUCGACAGAAGUGUUGGCGAGCCAAGGCUGCAGGAGAAAUGUCAUGUUGCAGAGUACAGUAGAGCUUUUGAGAUGCCAGUAGAUUAGCUCUAAACUACACCUAACUUAGUGCCACUGACCCAGUAAGACUUGUGUUGUGGUGUAUAGUAUUGUAUAGUCGCUAGGGUUAAGUAGGGAUAUGUAGAUUAGGCUUAUAGUGUUACAGAGAAAGUAAAGAUAUUGUUGACACCGCAUUGUAGAAUUAAACAGACAAGCGGUAGCAGUGUGGAGUAGCUUUUGGAAACAACGAGUCUUGUAAUUUUCCAGUGUUUUUAGGAUGUUUUUUAAAACCCUCCCCCCUUUUUUUUGCCAAACAAUAUUGUCUCUUUCCAUAUAAUGCCAAUGUUGUGUAAUACAGUCAUUUUGCAUUGCUCUUGUACUGUUGUAUUUUAAUUGCUAAUGUUCUAAUUUUAUUGUGUAAGAUGGGGGUGCAACUGUUAUCCCAUGCAGCCGUUUUGUCCUUUUUUUUUUCUGACCAAAUAAAAGUCCAUUUUCUUUUCUAAAGAGAAGCACAUACAGUAUACAGUAUAGAUCUGAUUUUAUCAAUAGGUAUUUAUGUGUGCGUUUAAUGUAAUCACUUUAAUUCAUCGUUGAUUCCAGCUGUUGGCUUCCGGUUUGUUGCAGGUCUUAACCAGUGAUGAUAAUUUAGAUUUAGAAUAUGUUUGGGUUUUUUGUAUCAUGCAGUAUUUUGUACGCUGUUUGUGAGACUUUACCGUACCUGGCAACCAGUAACUUUCCAAGAAUUGAUCAUUUUGUACAUUGAAUUUUAUUAUUUACAAUCAGUCAUGCCAACAAAUAAUGGGAAGACGGUGACUUUUACAUUGCAAGCUUACAUCAUUUCAUCAGCGGCAGAUGUUCUGCCACAACUGCGAGGGACAAUUUGUACCUAAAAGCCUGAAAUGAUACCUCUAAAUGUUGCCUGUCAUAUCAUAUGAUAUACAUCACGUGAUUAUAUUCUUUGGGGGGGAAAAAAGUAUUUUUAAAAGCUCAUGGGAUAUUUUAUAGAGACUACAUCUAAAUAUACCAUUCUAAUUUCCAAAAGAGAGUCAACAGUAUAAUUGAAGUCAAAGAUAUUUUCAUUACUUAAGAGUAAAGAGAAGAAAAACAAAACUAUUGUUUAUCAAGAGAAAGUUAUUGGGUUACACUGUUUACCGUUGUAUAGUUCUUGUGUAAUUUGUCAUGGUAUUAUAGAUCAAGGUUUAUCUUUGAUAUGCUAUCUCAAAGAAUAAAGAUUGAUAUUUUUAUUGUUUAA
Messenger RNA from Haplochromis burtoni (Burton's mouthbrooder), 4099 nucleotides. Its product is annotated as septin-9. Gene Ontology annotation, molecular function: GTP binding; GTPase activity; molecular adaptor activity. The coding region runs from base 1275 to 2351 and encodes 358 amino acids. The transcript is spliced from 10 exons. Gene Ontology annotation, biological process: cytoskeleton-dependent cytokinesis. Gene Ontology annotation, cellular component: microtubule cytoskeleton; septin ring; cell division site. The record is from RefSeq and is a predicted model, not a curated record. NCBI's taxonomy places the organism in Eukaryota, Metazoa, Chordata, Actinopteri, Cichliformes, Cichlidae.